AUGAAGCAAUGUCGAGAACAUAAUAUCAUCCCAGUUUGUUGUCGAAUAGCACCGAAAAAGGACAUAGCUGGAAGCGCAAGUAUUCUAAACAAGGCAAGUCAAAAAUUGUUAUCUAAAGUAAUUGCUGGACACCGAUCGGAUAUUGAAAGGCUCAACAUUGAGAUCCGAAAUGUAGCAAGUAACUUAAAGAAUUUCAUGUUAGAUACAGAUUGGCAGCUGUGCUUGAACAUCUUAGACAAUCGUGCACAUAGUAAAUUCAAAUCAUGCACGGAUAAACAAAAGCAAAAAUUUGAAAAAUUACUGGCCAAGAAGAAUAACUCAAUGUCAUCUGAGUAUCCAAACGUCACUGAAUGUCAACCUCAAGUGACAGCAGUUGUCAAUCUGUCAAAACAAAUUCUUGAUAACAAAACUAUUGAGGUACUGAAUAGAGGUUUAAACUUUGCUCCUGCGCCGCAAAAAAUACCUUGCGAAGAAAUAAUAAGUCAUGUGGAGGAUACUUUAUUCAAAAACAACAUUCUUAAAGAAGACGCGGAGGCGAUUCGGCAAGACAUAUCUUGUGUACUACGCACUUGCAAACCGCCGAAACCUAACAUCUCUCGCUCUGAGUCUAUCGCUUUAAAACACCUGCGAAAGAAUGAAGAUAUAAUAGUACUCCGAGCUGACAAAGGAAACGCAACGGUUAUAAUGGAUACGUCAGAUUACAACAACAAAAUGUCGGAAAUACUGUCGGACGAAAACACCUACAAAAAAGUCGACAAGGACCCAACAAAUAAGAGAGCCCGCCACCUCUGUGAUGCUGCCCACCUCAGCGGGGAACUGCAGCAUGUCAAGCGAGUACUACGUAACAAUAAGCUGCAGGCGCCUCCACAGCAUCACAGGAGUCGAACGAAGCCACACACAGUUGAAAGACAACCGGCCUACCUACCAUAUGUGAAGGGAGUUACUGACAGAAUUGGAAGAAUCCUAAGACGAGCUUCAAUUAAAACUAUAUAUAAGCCGCAUAAGAAGAUAAACCAAUUCUUGAGACCAAUUAAAAGUAAUAUUCCUCUACAAGAUGCAGGCGUGUACAAGUUAAACUGUGACUGUGGUCUCUCAUACAUCGGCCAAACAAAAAGAAGCAUUGCUAACCGACUGAAGGAGCACAUUGCGGAUAUCAAUCAUCGGCGUCACAAGAAGUCUGCGGUAUGUGAACACACACUGGACAACAACCACUUCAUAAGAUUUGACCAACCACAAAUCCUUGCCAGAGAAAAUAAAUUUUUUCCAAGACUUGUGCGCGAGGCUAUUGAAAUUAAAAAACAUCCAAAUUUCAAUAGAGAAGAUGGUUUGAAACUUUCUAACACCUGGGAUCCUGUUAUUAAGAAUUUAAAAUCCCAUGUCAAACGUACCAAAAGACUAGAAGACACGAUCAGCCAAUACUGCCAACAUCCGGAAAAAUACUCCAGAUACCAACUACGGAGGAAUAGGUGGAGGUAGUUCACAAAUAACAAUUUUUGAAUGACCAUCAAGACGUACAACAUCUCAGUCUCCCCGUGACCACGCUCGCUGUAAAGUGUUCGAAACGUCGGGAAAAUAAUAGAAUGAAUAAAUCGCGUUUAA
Colias croceus (clouded yellow) is the source of this 1599-nucleotide messenger RNA. RefSeq lists its product as uncharacterized. NCBI's taxonomy places the organism in Eukaryota, Metazoa, Arthropoda, Insecta, Lepidoptera, Pieridae. The transcript has 2 exons. Bases 1 to 1476 code for a protein of 491 amino acids. The record is from RefSeq and is a predicted model, not a curated record.